Ceratina calcarata is the source of this 635-nucleotide messenger RNA. RefSeq names its product Glutaredoxin 5 (gene Grx5). The transcript is spliced from 3 exons. Gene Ontology annotation, cellular component: mitochondrial matrix. Lineage: Eukaryota; Metazoa; Arthropoda; Insecta; Hymenoptera; Apidae. The coding region runs from base 134 to 532 and encodes 132 amino acids. The record is from RefSeq and is a predicted model, not a curated record.
UAAGCAGAAAAAGAAAAUCAACAUGGCGCAAUCCAGUUUCGAUUGAUGUGUUGACCGGGUAACCUGUGUUGUUGUUUUUCCGUCAAAAAAUUCAAGUUUCGAUUGACAAGAUUUAAACAACGGUGACGUAGACAUGAUUUCCUUAAAAUUUUACAACGCAAUCAGAAGUAUAUCGACGACUGCUGACAGGAUCGCUAAUCUCGUUAAGAAAAACAAAGUGGUUGUGUUCAUGAAAGGUGUUCCAGAUAGUCCGAAAUGUGGUUUUAGUAACGCUGUUACACAGAUAUUGAGAAUGCACGAUGUGAAAUACGAUGCCCAUGACGUUCUCGAAGACGAGGAACUCAGACAGGGAAUUAAAGAAUUCUCUAACUGGCCCACAAUCCCUCAAGUGUUUAUAAACGGAGAAUUCGUGGGAGGAUGUGACAUACUUCUAGAAAUGCACAGAAAUGGGGAGUUGGUAUCUGAAUUGAAAAAAAUAGGCAUAACAAGUGCCCUGCUGGAGGAAGCCCAAGGAAAGAAAUCCAAGGAAUGAACAUGUCUAGAGAAUUUAGUGUGUUUCGUAACUUGUAAAUAAAAUGGUUAUUCGUCGAGGAUUAACGAGUUUUGUUACAAUAAAAUUGUUUUGAUUAGCUAUA